Messenger RNA from Macrosiphum euphorbiae (potato aphid), 1368 nucleotides. The record is from the annotation of a GenBank genome assembly. Lineage: Eukaryota; Metazoa; Arthropoda; Insecta; Hemiptera; Aphididae.
AUGUCAAAACUGACCACAAUGAAUCUUGAAGAAAGGCUAACAACUAAUAAGAUACCUACUAAUCAACGGGUUGCCUUACAUGAAAUUUUGUCCGCAUCACAAGUCCUCAAUUUAAAAGGUCGCAGAUAUUCCGAAGAUUGGAUCCUUUUAUGUUUACUAUUUCAUAUGCGUUCACCAUGUGGCUAUAAUUUUGUUAGAAAUAAUGACAUUAUGCCAUUACCUUGUGUAAGGACCAUAAGAAGGUACCUAUCAUCUAUCGAUACACAAUGUGGGUUUGAUCCAAAAUUUCUACAGAUGUUUUCUCUUUAUAUGGCACAAAAAGAAGAAUUUCAACGCCAUGGUUUGCUCGUGUUUGAUGAAAUUUCCACUCGCGAGAGUAUUGCAGUUAACUCGGCAAAUCUUACAUAUACAGGUCUAGUCGAUUUUGGUGAAGAAGGUGAGAAAGGAAAAACUUUCAGUGAUAAAGCAAAUCAUGGAUUAGUAUUUAUGUUCAUACCAUUAGAAGAUAAUUAUGCCCAACCCGUUGGUGUUUUUGCAUCAAAGGGACCGACUAAAGGUGUAGUACUAACUCAGUUAGUAAUAAAAGCUAUCACAGUACUCGAAAAAGCAGGAGCGUUUAUCCAUGGAAUUGUAUGUGACGGGUCAGCCCCAAAUCGAAAAUUUUGGAGCGAAAUGGGAAUAUGUGGAAAAAUUAAUAAAGUUAAAAAUUGGUUUGAGCACCCAACAGAUGAAAAACGGAAAAUAUUUGUGUUCUCUGAUACGCCACAUUUAUUUAAGAAUAUCAGAAAUAGGCUCUAUAAUAAUAAAGAGCUCAAGAUUCAUGAAAAUGAACUACCAGUAAAAUGGGAUCAUUUUGUAAAUGUUUACAAUUUGGAUAAACUGAAUCCUGGGAAUUUAAAAGUUUGUCCUAAAUUAUCUGCAUCUCAUAUAGUUUUGAACAGUUCUGCAAAAAUGCGUGUUCGUCUUGCUGUGCAGAUUCUUAGUAACUCAAUGGCAAAGAGCCUUGAGUUUUAUCGCUCUUAUAGUCCUCAGUUAAGCGAUUCUACAGCAACUGAGAAUUUUUGCUUGAAAAUGAAUGCAGCGUUUGAUGCAUUAAAUCGAAAGCUAAAGAAUGAAGGAGUGUCGCCAAAUAGUGAUGAUUAUAAAAUUUUACAAAAUACUCUGGAGUGGUUGAAUGAAUGGGAACAGCGUGUUAUUGAUAACAAAAUAAAGCCAAAACACUUUCUUACCAAUAAUACUUCAGAAGGUCUAAGGGUAACUUUGACUUCCACUUUAGAAAUUUGCACUUACUUAAAAGAAAAAUAUGGUAUACAAUACAUUCUUACUGGAAAAAUUAAUCAAGAUGAUGUGGAAGUAAGAAAAAUAUAA